CCAGCAUCCAUUCCAGUCGUGAACACCCUGGACCCCUCUGCCUCGGCAACAACAUUCACUAUGACACUUCCAGACAUCAACAGUCGAAACGGACCCAUAAGUUGCUACCACGUCAUCGUAGUGCCCAUGGAGAGUGGAGAAAGUCUUCAGCAGCUGAGUACCAGGAUGGGAGGUCCUGACGUCAUCCUGACUCCAGAUGCACCGCUGCUGGGAAGAACUACUCCUUACAUUGCUCUGGCGUACUCCGGAAACAACUACGUCAGUGGUGACAUCACAAUAGGAAGUGGAGAGAGUUGUACAGACCCGUGUUGUCAGUUUGAGGAGGUAGAAGGAGCUCCACAGCCAGACAACAGACAACUGUCACCAGGGUCUGCUUAUACUGCUACUGUCAGGGCUUAUGUCAGCGGUGGGAACAGGCGGAAAAGAGCAGCCUCACAGGCACAGAAGUCAUCUGCAUACAUAACUCCCGUCACCACAUCAAGUAUAUCAGGUAAUCCAGAUCAAGGUUCUUCAGUUGGAGGGAUUGUAGGAGGGAUACUGGCAGUUGUAGCAGUCAUCUCUGCAGCAGCGGUGGCCCUGGUCUUGUACAGGAGACACCAGGCUGCCAAGGAAGAUGACCUGGUUCCUCCCCCCCUCCCCCCAAGAUGGCACGCUGGGGAAGAGGAGCUUGGAGGAGCUGUAGGACCUGCUACUCUGGACGACGAAGCACCUGUUCCCAAACCCAAGCCACUACUGAGUAUGAAGCGAAGAAAAUUCAGUUCCAAGAAAACACUAGACUUCCGACAGCCGAUCCCCAUUGAGAAACUGGAGAGAGAAUUCAAUCUUCGGCAUGCUAAUGACGAUCAACUCUUCACACAGGAAUACAAGUCGCUGCCAGCACCAUUUGGAAGAGAACACGCAGAGGCAUAUUAUAACCAGGAAAAUGCCUCCAGGAACAGGUUCAAAAACAUCAUUGCAUAUGACAAUGGUCUAGUGACGCUGACUCCAAUUGAAGGUGUGCCUGGAUCUGGCUACAUUCAUGCGUCAUACAUUGAUGGCUACAAAGAAGAGAGAAAAUACAUAGCGGCACAAGGUCCUAUGGACAACACUAUAGAUGACUUCUGGAGGAUGAUCUGGGAGACAGGUUCUACUGCAAUCGUCAUGGUAACCAACCUUCAGGAGAAUCAAAAGAAAAAGUGCAGCCAGUAUUGGCCUGACAGUGGGGAGAAGCUGUAUGCUGCUGACUAUGAGGAUGGUGGUAUAACUGUGACGUUAGCUGAAACUGUGCCAAUGGUGGACUAUGUCACACGUGUGCUUCUGAUAGGAAAGGGUGAGAUGAAGUCACGUAAGGUCACUCACUUCCACUUCACCAGCUGGCCUGACUUCGGCCUGCCCAGGAGCCCCAUGGGAUUGCUCAAGUUCCGAAAAACUGUCAUGUCAGCGCUUCCACCUGACUGUAGGCCAAUCGUCGUCCACUGCAGUGCUGGAGUGGGUCGAACCGGUACCUUCAUCACCGCAGACGCCAUGUUGGACAUGAUUAAAGAAGAGGGGAAGGUGGACGUGUUCGGGUUUGUGUCACAGAUGCGGCAGAACAGGAGUAACAUGGUGCAGACAGCGGCUCAGUACGUGUUCAUCUUCAAAGCCCUGUUGGAGCAGCACCUGUACGGAGACACGGAGACUGAAGUGUCCAACAUCCACCGCUACAUGCAGAACCUGAGAAAGGUGUGUCCCGAGACGGCCAAAACGGGGAUGGAGACAGAGUUUCAGAAACUGAUUCGCAUCCCUAUAGAUAAAGCGAAUAUGCGGUCAGGAAAUCUUCCAGAGAACGUGUCUAAAAACAGGUUGCUCCAGGUCUUACCCUAUGACACUUCCCGGGUGAUCCUACAGCACAGGAUAGGUGUGAAGGGAGCAGACUACAUCAACGCUUCCUUCAUUGACGGUUACCGUCAGAAGGACGCGUACAUCGCUACCCAGGGCCCGCUGGACCGGACUGUGGAGGACUUCUGGAGGAUGGUGUGGGAGUGGAACUCCUGCUCGAUCGUCAUGAUCACACAGCUGUGGGAGAAGAGUCAGUGCAAGUGCGCCAUGUACUGGCCUGAAGAGGGACUGCAGUCCUAUGGAGACCUGACUGUAUCUCUGCAGGAGGAGACAGGCUUCCCUGAGUACACAUUGCGUACAUUUGGAGUCUCCAGCCAUAAGGAUGGUACAACCCGGACAGUCCAACAGUUCCACUUCCACGGUUGGCCGGAGGUCGGUAUUCCUGACAGUGCUGCUGGGAUGAUCGAUCUGAUUGGUCAGGUUCAGAAGCAGCAGCAGCACUCUGGGAACGGACCAAUCACCGUGCACUGCAGUUCUGGAGCCGGCCGCACGGGGGCGUUCUGUGCCAUCAGCACAGUACUGGAGCGGGUGAAAGCAGAGGGAGUCUGUGACGUGUUCCAAGUGGUGAAGGCACUCCGGCUGCAGCGGCCUCAUAUGGUGCAGACACUGGACCAGUACCAGUUCUGUUACCAGGCUGUUGUGGAGUACCUGGACAGUUUUGACCACUACGCCAACUUCCGCUGAAGCGGACAGGUAUUUACAGCUACACAAGCAUCUAUACUGGACAACACCUGAAGCCUCAACCAAGCAUUGGGAGCACAGCGUGAAAGAGUAGAAAUUGGCCAAAUAGAUGAACUGCCAGGGGAGUUGUUCCAUCCUAAUGGGAGCGGCAAACUGUUCUCUAACGCAGACCAACUCCCCUGGCAUUUCAGCCGCUUCCCGAAGCCUGGCAGAUGCUAGACAACACUGGCAACUGGAAAUCACUGAAGAUUGAAAAACUUUGGAGAAGAUUUUUAAUGACCCAUCAUUCUAUGCAAAAUUCCUGCAUAAUGGACAGGAGAAUCUUAUAUAUAUAUAUAUGCAUCACUAAGUCUUUAUAUACAAGUAAUCUGUAAAUUGUCUUUAUAUCAGUAACAAUUAACAUUUAAGAUUACCCAAAUAUUUACAUGAACAGGCAUUUUAAAGUACAAGAAAGCAUUAAGUACUCAAAAAGUUAGAUCAAUUUUAUAUACUGAUGUAUAUACUUAAUACUUAUAAUGUAUUUUUUUUAGAUAAAAGUGAAAUAAUCAUUGUAUGCACUUACAAUGUUAGUCUGCACACACCUUUGCAGGAUUCAAGGAUUGAGUGCUUUCAAUAUAGGAAAGGAUCUGAUUUAUAAGAUGUAUAUACUGUCUUUUAAUUCAUACAAUCGUGAUCAUGUAGACAAAGAGUUAGAGCAGCUAACUUGGUUUUAGUGUGCAAUAGGAUUUAAUAAUUCAAUUUGAUAAAUCACUCUAUUGUACAUGUAUUGGAGAAGUAUGGAAUGAUUACAACAAAUGCAAUCCUUACUAAUGGCAAUGUAAAUUAUGUGAUUUUAGACAAACAACUGUUACACUUACCACAGACAAAGUUUUAAUGUUAGAGGUUUCAAGAAUUUGUAUAGUAAGUAAAAGAUGAUGCCAAAACAAGCUACAGACUACCAAUAUGUUGUGUUUUUGUAAAAAGGUAUUCAUUCCUUUA
Branchiostoma belcheri (Belcher's lancelet) is the source of this 3516-nucleotide messenger RNA. RefSeq names its product receptor-type tyrosine-protein phosphatase epsilon-like. The transcript has 22 exons. The record is from RefSeq and is a predicted model, not a curated record. NCBI's taxonomy places the organism in Eukaryota, Metazoa, Chordata, Leptocardii, Amphioxiformes, Branchiostomatidae. The coding region runs from base 61 to 2541 and encodes 826 amino acids. Gene Ontology annotation, biological process: protein dephosphorylation. Gene Ontology annotation, molecular function: protein tyrosine phosphatase activity.